AUGCCAAGGACGAACUUCGAUGAAGUUUCCAAGGUGUCCAUUCCGUCACAUAGUAUUGGAUCGAAAAACGAUGGAAAGGCUGGGAAGGCCAUUGCACUGCGCUCCCGCAUGAGUCCCAUUGAAGUAUCGGACUAUCACAGUGAGACAAGGAAUUUGCUACGAGUAAGAAGGAAGCAACAACUCCGAGCCGAAAUUCUUGAGGAACUUGAAGAUGAUAAGCUGCAUUGCUGCAGUCGCGCGAUGUUUAUCCGGGUUCUGUUUGUCCUGCUUGUCGUGGCACUGGCAUGGGCGGUCUCGGUGUAUGCGCCGGACUUCCGUUGGGCGAACGGUCCCCCACUGUAG
Messenger RNA from Trypanosoma rangeli, 342 nucleotides. RefSeq lists its product as uncharacterized. The transcript has a single exon. NCBI's taxonomy places the organism in Eukaryota, Euglenozoa, Kinetoplastea, Trypanosomatida, Trypanosomatidae. The coding region runs from base 1 to 342 and encodes 113 amino acids. The record is from RefSeq and is a predicted model, not a curated record.